Lacerta agilis (Sand lizard) is the source of this 924-nucleotide messenger RNA. RefSeq names its product mitochondrial 2-oxoglutarate/malate carrier protein-like. The record is from RefSeq and is a predicted model, not a curated record. Gene Ontology annotation, molecular function: malate transmembrane transporter activity; sulfate transmembrane transporter activity; oxaloacetate transmembrane transporter activity. Gene Ontology annotation, biological process: thiosulfate transport; malate transmembrane transport; oxaloacetate transport. NCBI's taxonomy places the organism in Eukaryota, Metazoa, Chordata, Lepidosauria, Squamata, Lacertidae.
AGCCAUCAUGGUGGCGUCAGGACUCGGCAAGCCCAAAACGUCGCCCAAGUCCGUCAAGUUCCUCUUCGGGGGCCUCGCUGGCAUGGCGGCCACUGUGUUUGUGCAACCCCUGGACCUGGUGAAGAACUGGAUGCAGCUGAGCAGUGAACGUGCCAAGACAAAAGAGUACAAAACCAGCUUCCAUGCCGUGGGCAGCAUACUCCGAAGGGCCACCCUGCACCAGGCCACCUACACCACCACCUGCCUGGGCAUCUGCACCAUCCUCUUCGAGAAACUCACCUCCUCCAACAGGAUGUCCCCCAACUUCUUCAUGAAGGCCAUGAUCGGGAUGACGGCAGGCACCAUUGGGGCCUUUGUGGGCAUGCUUGCCGAGGUGGCGCUCAUCCGCAUGACAGCCGACGGCAGGUUGCCUCCUGACCAAAGGAGGGGCUACACAAACAUCUUCAACGCGCUUCUGCAGAUAACCCACAAGGAGGGGGUUCCCACACUCUGGAGGGGCUGGGUCCCCACCAUGGCCAGAGCCAUCGUUGUCAACACAGCCCAGCUGGCCUCUUACUCCCACUCCAAGCAGUUCCUCCUCGAUUCGGGUUACUUCCAGGACAACAUCUUGUGCCACUUCUGUGCCAGCAUGAUCAGUGGUUUGGUGAUGACUGCAGCCUCCAUGCUGGUGGAUAUUGCCAAGACCAGGAUCCAGAACAUGCUGGUGAUUGACAGGAAGCCGGAGUACCGGAACGGGCUGGACAGGCUGGUGAAAGUGAUCCGCUACAAGGGCUUCUUCAGCCUAUGGAAAGGCUUCACCCCCUACUACUCCUGCCUGGAGCCCCACACCAUCCUCACCUUCAUCUUCCUGGAGAAGAUGAACAAGUUCUACAAGCAGUUCUUCCUCAGUGCCUGAGUUUGGGGGAGUGAAGGAGAGACCCCCCC